UUUACGAUAAAUUAAAAUUAUGCUGAUUGUUCCUUCGAAGUGAAUUGGGUCAUAACACACAUAAUAAACAAACUAUAUUUCCCGUGAUGCACUGCUUUACGCUGACUCUUGACCCUUGUGUAAAAACAAGCCGAUCAGCUGCAAUAACAUCUAACCAGUGGCUGCUGAUACGACAUAGCUUAGCUUUGCCGACGGGGCAGCUAUAUGUGGCAGUAGGCAGGAUGGUUCUGGACGGCAGAAGGGUCCAGUUUUAGACCGAGUCCAGCCAGCGUCUUCAACCUGAGAACCGUCCAACGAGUGGGAGAAUCAACCUUUCAGGUUUACCAUGAGUGGCCAAAGUCCGGCGGUGGAUAAAGGAAUGAACACAGUCCUGGUCUGCCAGGAGAGCUACGCCUGUGGAGGGUCAGACGAGGCUGCGUUCGAAUGCGAUGAAUGCGGCAGCUUGCAGUGCACCCGCUGUGAACUGGAGCUCCACCGCCAGGAGCGCAUGAGGAAUCACGACCGGGUUCGGAUCACGCCGGGUCACGUUCCCUUCUGCGACGCCUGUAAAGGUGACAACAGCUGCGCCGGCAGACUCAGAGCGGUGGUGCGCUGCCAGGGCUGUAAGAUCAACCUGUGUUUGGACUGCCAGAAACGCACUCAUGGCGGAGUCAACAAGCGGAAGCACCCUCUGACGCCUUAUCCCCCCGCCAAGGCUCCUCACGAGAGCAGCGUGACCGACGGGGAGUCAGAGAUGGAGAUCCUCAAGUUGAAGCUGGAGAAGGUGUGCAGCUUCCUGCUGGUUGAUGAGAGGGAGGAAAUGCAGGUGAAGAAUGAGGAGGACUUUGUCAGCAGACUUGGCUGCACCCCUGAUGAGCUUCUCAAGGUGGUCUCCAUCUUUGGCAACACCGGGGAGGGCAAAUCUUACACCCUGAACCACACCUUCUUUCUUGGAAGAGAAGUGUUUAAGACUUCCCCCACACAAGAGUCUUGCACCGUGGGUGUUUGGGCAGCUUUGGACCCUAUCCAUAGAGUUGUAGUCAUUGACACAGAGGGUUUGCUUGGGGCCGGAGCUAACCAAGGUCAGCGAACGCGUCUUCUUCUGAAGGUCCUGGCUGUUUCUGACGUGGUUAUCUACCGAACACAUGCGGACCGUCUCCACGACGAUCUCUUUAAGUUCCUCGGAGACGCGUCAGACGCCUACCUGAAACACUUUACAAAAGAGCUGAAGGCAACAACGGCCCGCUGCGGUCUGGACGUUCCGCUGUCGACGCUGGGUCCAGCGGUGAUUAUUUUCCAUGAGACCGUCCACACCAAGCUUCUAGGAUCAGACAAACCGUCUGAGUCGGCUGAGCGUCUGCUCCAGGAACGAUUCAGGAAACUGGGGCUUUUCCCUGAGGCUUUCAGCUCCAUCCAGUACCGCGGGACUCGCACCUACAACCCUCCCACAGACUUCAGCGGCUUGCUGCGCAGCCUGGAGCAGCAGUUGGAUAACAACAACACCCGAUCGCCGCGUUCUGCAAGCGUCAUCUUCAAGGCUCUGCAGGCCUUGAGUGAGCGUUUCUGUGGGGAGAUCCCAGAUGAACGAAUGACCAGUAACUCCUUUUUCCCAGAUGAGUAUUUCACCUGCUCCAGCAUCUGCCUCAGCUGUGGGUCAGGCUGCAAGAGAAGCAUGAAUCACUUAAAAGAGGGACUCGACCAUGAAGCCAAACAUCGUUGCCGCUACUCUGCGCAGUACGACAACCGCAUCUACACUUGCAAGGCCUGCUACGAGGGCGGGAAGGAAGUGAUUGUGGUUCCCAAGACGACGGCCUCAUCCGACUCACCGUGGUUUGGCCUGGCCAUCUACGCCUGGUCAGGAUAUGUAAUCGAGUGCCCGAACUGCGGAGUAAUCUACAGAAGCAGACAGUACUGGUAUGGAAACCAGGAUCCGGUGGAAACAGUGGUGAGGACAGAGAUCCAGCACAUCUGGCCUGGGUCUGACAGCUUUUUGAAAGACAACAACAACGCGGCCCAAAGGUUGUUGGAUGGAGUCAAAUACAUUUCUCAGUCGGUCUCUGAACUCAGCGUCAAACCUGCCAAAGCGGUCACUUCCUGGUUGACCGACCAGAUUGCUCCUGCCUACUGGAAACCUAAUUCCCUUAUCUUGAAUUGUCACAAAUGUGGGGAGGAGUUUCAGCCUAAUGACACCAAGCACCACUGCCGCGCCUGCGGAGAGGGUUUCUGUGACACCUGCUCUUCCAAAACCCGGCCGGUCCCGGAGAGGGGCUGGGGGCUCGCGCCGGUCCGGGUCUGCGAUGCUUGUUUUCACAACCGAGGAAUUCCAACGGAGUUACUGGAUGCUGCCUUGGAGGAAGAGGGAGGCACCCUGAUAGCAAGAAAGGUUGGCGAGGCAGUACAAAACACUUUGGGUGCUGUCGUUGGUGCCAUUGAUAUACCUUUAGGUCUAGUAAAGGACGCUGCUCGCCCUGCCUACUGGGUCCCAGACCAGGACAUCCAGUCCUGCUGCGAGUGCCAAAGAGAGUUCACGCCACGUCUGUCCAUCCACCACUGCCGCGCCUGCGGCCAGGGAGUGUGUGACGACUGCUCUCAGGAGCGCCGCCCGGUGCCGUCCCGAGGCUGGGACCACCCGGUGCGCGUCUGCAACGGCUGUAGCCAGAAAUCCGGGGAGCUCUAGCAGGACGGGAAGCUGGAACAGUUAAAGAUGUAAGCCUUCCAGGAACACUGGAGGACAAAACCUCAGUAAUGGGAUGUUGCACCAUUCUCGAGGCUGCAGGACAAUGGGACUGUCAAUUAUGUUUUAUUGCUGGUCUCACAUCACUUCUGUCUGAUCAGACUGACGUCAGUAUGCCUAAAAUUUACACUGUGAAUACCAGUUAAAAAUAGACGUGACUUGAAUUUUGGGAAGAGGCCAAGUGAUGCCUGCUUGAGGCUGAAUUCAGGUUACUUUCGUUGUCUAUCUGUAGAUCUCCCUUUACUGUAGAUUUAGGCUCCGUAGCCCUUUGACAAUCUUUUUCAGUAUGACAUUCUCAUACUUUUAGCACCUUUUGUGUAGUUCGCAGGAGUUGUAUGGAUGGUUUGGAGAGCAAAGUAUGAACCAUAGUUAUUAAUUGCCUGCAAGUCUGUUCCUCCAGGAGUAUUGUUUGCUUCAUGAAGAGAAAUGAUGAAAACUUUACUGUUUUAGCCCUGAUUCACUGACCGGUUGUUCUGUUGCAUCAAGAUACAUUUCAAAAAGUACAAUAACCUAAUAGUCAAUAUGCAAGUAAUUGUUACCUUACCCUAACAGAUAACUCUAUGUAUAAAUAACAGUAAUUACUACUUAAUAAUGGUAAUUAACCAGUCAUUGCUGGUGUACACUCAAGUGACCCAAAACAAUGCAACAGCCUUAAUUGUGCUGUCCGUUUCUAUUGUUUAGGUUUUAUAAGGACUAUAUAGAGCAUAUACAAUGAGGUUUACUGUAACAAGGAUAUUUUUGAGGUAGAUUCUGUUUUAUGUUAAAGCAAAAUUAAACCCACAGGUUAAAACUCAAUAGUGUUUUUAUUGGGUGACCGGUUCACAGAAACAAUAGUACAAGUAAAGACCUGUUUGAGGCUGGCUCCUCAAACUGGGAGAUAUAUUAGUAGCUUUUAGUGAGCAGUGUUUGCAGCUGGAAUGAUCCGGUGAAUUUAACAACUUUGUGUUGGUCAGUUUUUUUUUUUUUUGUUCAGUUUUUCUUCUGCAGAAUAUCUGGGAAUUAUAAGACUUGACUGUACGGAAACGGGCUUGGUCCCGAAGCCUUCGGGUUAAAGAACAGACUUUUUGACCCCAAGUCGGAUCUUAUCACUGAAUAUAGAUAUCACAUGGAACCGAUCUUCGACUUGUGUUCAUGUAUUUCUCAUUCAGGAUGUAUUAAACUGAAGAAACACUUUUAUGUGUCAUUUCUGUUAA
Messenger RNA from Gambusia affinis (western mosquitofish), 3906 nucleotides. It is a transcript of the gene zfyve1, whose product is annotated as zinc finger, FYVE domain containing 1. Lineage: Eukaryota; Metazoa; Chordata; Actinopteri; Cyprinodontiformes; Poeciliidae. The transcript is spliced from 13 exons. Bases 326 to 2656 code for a protein of 776 amino acids. Gene Ontology annotation, molecular function: zinc ion binding. The record is from RefSeq and is a predicted model, not a curated record.